This is a messenger RNA of Cinara cedri, 2755 nucleotides long. The record is from the annotation of a GenBank genome assembly. NCBI's taxonomy places the organism in Eukaryota, Metazoa, Arthropoda, Insecta, Hemiptera, Aphididae.
AUGUCUAAUGAAGAAGUUGAUAAUGCCUGGGGUGAUCUUGUAAAUUUACCCGCAGACCCUCCUGAAAUGCGCCAAAUAUGUAUUUCAUGCGAGUGAGUAUUAUAUCCAACUUAUGAAUCUAUAUUUUAACAUAAAGGGAUAUUGGUAUUACUUGUUUUAAUUAUUAUUUUUAACUUUUAAAUAAUACAAAUAACAAGUAUUAUAAUAAUUAUAACUUAAAAACUAUUUAGUUUAUUUUAUUAAAAAAGUAAUUAUUUUAUUUUAAUUAAAAUAUCAAAAUCCAUUUAAUUGUUAAUUAUUAUUUAUCCAAUUAUACAGAAAUAUUUUCAUUUCAGACGACCAAGUAAUGUGUGCUGGUGUAAUUAUUUGCCUGAAACAAGGCUUAAGCCGAAAUGUAAAAUAAUCCUACUGCAACAUCCAGCCGAAGAAAAAAGAAAUCUUCGUACUGCUCCAAUAUUGACAUUAGGACUAGCAGAAGAAAGUUGUGCUGUUUAUAAAGGAAAAAAGUUUCCUACAAGAAAGUAAAUAUCUAUCAUUUAUAUGUUCAAUAACACUCAUUGGUGAUUUCUUAUAUUUUAAGAUAAAUUAAUAAAGCUGCUAAUAUAAUAGUUUAAGUGCUAAUCUAUUCAACUUCUUAAAAUUAUUGACUUAUAAUUAUUAAUUUGUAGAGGAAUAUAUUCUUGUAUAUUAAUAUAUAAUAAUACGUAAAUAAUUAAUAUAAUGACUUAUUAUUAAGCUUAGAGACUUCUAAUUUUAAAAAAACAUACAAAUAUGCUUUAUUAAACAACCAGAUAUGAACUAAAAUAUUAUGCCCUAAACAAAUGAUGUUCAUUAAAAUUGUGUAUUAAAACUUCAUUAUUAUUAUAAUUUUUCAUUAUUUAUGGUAUUUAUUUUUACCUUGUGUUUUGAAAUUAAUUUUUUGAGUUAUUUGUUAACUAAAUUGACUAAAUUACUAUAGUCUACUCAUUUAUGCUAUCGCACAUCAGUGUGUAUUAAUUUGAACAAUGUAAAUUAAAUAAAGCGUGUAUAAUACCCGGCAUAAUAAAAUAUGGGUGUAUGUCAGAGAUCACCAAUUAAUAUUUUUGAUGGGCCACAUUAGGAAUCUGGAAUUUUUUCGAGUCAUCAAAAUUCUAAGUACAUAUUUUUAACAUAUAAGAGGACAUAUGUAUUAUUAUAAAAUUGGAAAUAAUGAGAAUAUAUUUUUUAUUGUUAUUUAUUUAUUAUUUGCUAUUGCUUAUAAACAUUAGGAACAUAGUUAAUGUUAAAAAUAUUUGAGACAAUGUAAAAUUAACAUAAUAAACAUACCUAAAUAUAAUAAAAAAUAUAAAAUGUUUAGUGGAAUAAAUAAUAAAUCUUGCUCAAAAAUAAGAAAUUACAAUUCCAAUAUUAUAUUUUUCGUUUUUUCCCUACUUGUCCGCGUACUGUAUGUGGCCUCUGGUGUAUGCCCUUUUAUAUCACUUAAAAGGUAUUUAAAUACCUUAAAAAUAGGCUCUAAAAAUUAAAAACUAAAAUAUGCAAGUAUAUAACAAUAAUAUUUUGAAUUUAGAUUAUUUACAUGAUGAACAAUAUUUUUGUUUGAUUCUGCUAUUUUUAUUAUCUUUUAAAAACAAUAUGCAACUGCUAGAAGCCUCUAAUCCUAUUUAUUAUUGAUUAUGUAAAAAAUUAUAUAAUAUUUAUAUUUUACAUGUGUGCUGCAAUUGAUAAAAAAAAUUAAGUAAAUAAAAUUAUUUUCUAUUAAUUGAUCCAAUGUAUACUUUAUGAAUUUGAAAACCUGAUAAAUAAAAUUUUAUUUAUUCUCAAAAUUAGCAUUAUCAAGAAUUCAUGGUUAAUUUUUGUAAUGCUAUCAUGGACUAAAAUAUAUUAUAUUUUAUCAUUAAACUAUCAGUUUUUAACACUUAAGCAACACAAACAAUUAACAAUUAUUUUGUAUAUUUGUUGGUAAAAACAAAAUGUGCUAGCGUACAAAUUACUUUUAUAAUAUUUGUUUUUUCCAGGCAAGUUGGUCUUUGGGAUAUUCUAUCUUCUAAACACUCUGUAUUAUUGUAUCCUUCUCAAAAAGCAAUAGAUAUAAAUGAUUUACCAAAAGAAACACAAAUUUCCAAUCUAGUUAUUCUCGACGGUACUUGGCCACAAGCAAAAGCUAUUUACAAUAAUACUAAAUUGCUCCAGUCAAUGAUUCAUGUUAGUAUAUAUAUAAACUAUUAAAUUAGUUCAGAAUUUAUUAUGUAUAUUACUAAAAACAAUAUAAUGUUUUGUGUGAUUUAUUGUAAGUCAUGCAACUUAAAAAUCUGAAAAAUGUCUAAUGUAAUAAUGUUUAACUCAUAUUUUUACUUCAAUAGAUUUAUAAGGCAGUAGCCCUAGAACUUUAUUCUGGGUAAAAAUGAGAUGUCCUUAUUUUAUAUUAUGCAUUCAAUUUUCUUAAAACAUAUCAUUUUUAAAAUCUUAAUAUAUCAUUAUAUAUAGAUUUUUAUUUUAGGUGAAAUUGGUACAUAAAUUUGAAAGUCAUUAUAUUAUUAGGACUCAACCAACAGAUGGAUGUCUUUCUACUUUAGAAACUGCUGCUGAAGCAUUAACAAUAUUAGAAAAUGAUGAAUUAUACAAAAAUGCAUUGCUUAAACCACUGAAUGCUUUAUGUAGUUUUCAACUUGAACACGGCGCAGUAACACAUCAAAGCAAAGAGUUUAAAAAACAAAAUCAAACUAAUCCGAAGCUAAUAGCACGACGACUUCGACAACAAUUAGAUAGUGUUCACUAA